AUGUGUUUAUACUCUUACAGGGCUGCUUUUGAACAUGUAAUUAAUUAACAUGAUCGACUACAGUCAGCAGAAGUCAGGCGGUGUCUGAUAACGAGUCUUCAGCCGCUGCUAUUCGCAAGCUGGCUCUCGGAACCGGGGCGAGGCGGUUUCAUGUCGCCCCCGUCUUCAGCGCCAGGGCCGGGGCGGCCAUGAGCCGCUUUGAGCCCGGCUCCAGCAUCGGUUACGGAAAGAUGCGCGAGAACAUCGGUGUCGUACGCAGGAGGCUCGGCAGGCCUCUGACUCUGUCCGAGAAGAUCGUCUACGGCCACCUGGACGAUCCGUCGGGGCAGGAGAUCGACCGCGGACGCACCUACCUGCGCCUGCGUCCGGACCGCGUGGCCAUGCAGGACGCCACGGCCCAGAUGGCCAUGCUGCAGUUCAUCAGCAGCGGCCUGCCCAGGGUGGCCGUGCCCUCCACCAUCCACUGCGACCACCUGAUCGAAGCUCAGAUCGGAGGAGCUCAGGACCUGCAGAGGGCAAAGGAAGUGAACCAGGAAGUGUACAACUUCCUUGCGACUUCCGCUGCUAAAUAUGGAGUCGGCUUCUGGAAACCAGGUUCAGGGAUCAUCCACCAGAUCAUCCUGGAGAAUUACGCCUAUCCGGGCGUGAUGCUCAUCGGAACCGACUCCCACACGCCCAACGGCGGCGGCCUCGGCGGCAUCUGCAUCGGAGUGGGCGGAGCCGACGCCGUCGACGUCAUGGCUGGAAUCCCGUGGGAGCUCAAGUGUCCCAAGGUGAUCGGAGUGAGACUGACCGGGACGCUGUCCGGUUGGACUUCCCCAAAGGAUGUCAUCCUGAAGGUUGCCGGCAUUCUGACCGUGAAAGGCGGCACGGGGGCCAUUGUGGAGUAUCACGGACCUGGAGUGGACUCCAUUUCCUGCACAGGAAUGGCCACUAUCUGCAACAUGGGCGCUGAGAUCGGAGCCACCACCUCGGUUUUCCCCUACAACCACCGCAUGAAGACGUACCUGCAGAAAACCGGCCGCCGAGAAAUCGCCUCGGCUGCCGAUGGGUUCAGAGACGACCUCGUUCCCGAUGAGGGCUGUGAAUACGACCAAGUCAUCGAGAUCAACCUCAGUGAGCUGAAGCCUCACAUCAACGGGCCGUUCACCCCCGACUUGGCCCAUCACGUGUCUGAGAUCGGAGCCGUCGCUAAGAAAAGCGGGUGGCCCCUGGAGGUUAAAGUCGGUCUGAUCGGCAGCUGCACCAACUCCAGCUACGAAGACAUGGGCAGAGCGGCCUCUCUGGCCAAGCAGGCUCUGGACAAAGGCCUGAAGUGUAAGGCCCAGUUCACGGUCACGCCGGGCUCGGAGCAGAUCCGCGCCACCAUCGAGAGAGAUGGAUAUGCCAAGAUUUUGAGCGAUGUUGGAGGAGUCAUUCUGGCGAACGCUUGCGGUCCGUGCAUCGGCCAGUGGGACAGGAGAGACGUUAAGAGGGGAGAGAAGAACACCAUAGUGACGUCCUUCAACAGGAACUUCACUGCCAGGAAUGAUGCUAACCCGGCGACUCACGCUUUCGUAACGUCUCCUGAAAUCGUCACAGCUCUGGCUCUGGCCGGGACCCUCAGCUUCAACCCGGAGACCGACUACCUGACCGCCCCCAGUGGGGAGAAGUUCAAGCUGGAGCCUCCCACAGGCGACGAGCUCCCGUCCAGAGACUUCGACCCGGGCCAGGACACGUACCAGCACCCCCCUGCUGAGAGCGCCUCGGUCCGGGUGGACGUGAGCCGCUCCAGCACGCGUCUGCAGCUGUUGGAGCCUUUCGACAAGUGGGACGGGAGAGAUCUGGAGGACAUGAGGGUCCUCAUCAAGGUUAAGGGAAAAUGCACCACCGACCACAUCAGCGCCGCCGGGCCCUGGCUGAAGUUCCGCGGCCACCUGGACAACAUCUCCAACAACCUGCUGAUCGGCGCCGUCAACAUGGAGAACGACGCCGUCAACAAGGUGAAGAACCAGCUGACCGGGGAGUACGGAGGCGUCCCAGACGUGGCUCGCUUCUACAAGGCCCACGGCGUGAACUGGGUGGUGGUGGGAGGUGAGAACUACGGGGAGGGAUCCAGUCGGGAGCACGCCGCCCUGGAGCCACGGCACCUGGGGGGACGCGCCAUCAUCGUCAAGAGCUUUGCCAGAAUCCACGAGGCCAAUCUGAAGAAGCAAGGCCUGCUGCCUCUGACGUUCUCCAACCCCGACGACUACGACAGAAUCCGCCCGGACGACAAGAUUUCCAUCACCGGCCUCAAGUCCUUCGCUCCCGGGAAGCCGCUGACGGCCGUGAUCAAGCACUGCGACGGAAGCCAGGAGUCCGUCUCCCUGAGCCACACCUUCAACGAGACGCAGAUCGAGUGGUUCAAGGCCGGCUCGGCUCUCAACAGGAUGAAGGAGCUGCAGUAGCUGCCUGAGAGGAGAGAAACGGCGGAGGGUGACCGGGCAGGAAACCCACUCGUGUUUAGUGGUUUUAGUGGUUUUCACUCCCAGGAUGCAACACACAUGCAUUAAAAAGGUCGCUGUACCGAUAGAAAGCGCACACUGACGAAUUAGCACUUAGGUUCUUAAAGCCCUCUCAGUUCACAUGUUGAGUUGCACAAGUUUAGUGAAAGUAUUUGGAAAAAAAUUAUAUAUAUUUAACUUUUGUUGCACUAGAAUCUCUUCAAUAUCUGAAACAUUCCAAUUACAGUGAAUCAUGUGAGCAUUUAAUGCUUCUUAUUAGUGUUUCUAGGCUUGAUUUAAACUCUGAUGUAACCAAAUGGGAACGUGACUUUUUAAUUUAAAAACAUGAAGCUCUGAAAUCUCUUACAACUCAACCCGUUCCAAAACUAGUCUUGUUUUUCCGAUGUAUCUCGUUUUAAAUGUUUAUCCGUAGAAACCAACCGAUAAGCUGAUCAUUUUUGUUCUGAUUUUUAUCGUUUUUGUCGACCCUUUACUGUGAAGGUUUAAGGCGAUCCCAGGUCGUCCUUUCCUGCUUUCUGACAUCGUUACUGACUUGAACAAAUGGACUAAAUUCACUGUACUACUAACUGUCAUGUUGUUGCAUCUUUGCCAAAAAUUAACUUAGAAACCAAUCAUUCGUCUGUGCUGUCAGCUGCAGCUCAUUCUUUUCUCAAUUUAUGUAUUUUUCUUUAACGUAAAAAAGCUAUUUUCGUCUGCACUAGUCACGUCAGUGUCCACACACUCCCUGCAGCCGUUCCCAUGAUGCUGCCUUAUACAGCGCCUCGCAAAAGUAUUCAUAACACCUCAACUUCUUAACUUUUUGUGAUAUCACAGCCACAAAAUUCAGUAGUUCUUUUGUUUUUGUUUUUUAAAUGGGACAGACCAACACAAAGUUAUGGAUAAUUUUGAAGAGAAAAAAAUUAUGCAUGAUCAUUUGAUGAUUUCUUUUUCAGAUAAAAAUCUGGUAUGCAAUUGAAUUUUUGGGUAUCGGAAGAAAAGGGGCUGAUUAGAAGGGAGUUUGCUGCGCCCUUUUAUCUACCUUGUGGGCAGAAAACAGUUACAUGCCACACUUUUCAGAUUUUUUUUUUGUCAGAAAAACCCCCCGUCAACAUUACAACUAAGCCCUGCUUUGUAUUGAUCUUCCAUAAAAUCAUAAUAAAAUACGUUGACAAUUUCAAAAAGAUAAAAAAAAAAAAAAAAGACUUUUGCAAGGCACUUUGAAUCACUGUGAUUCCUCACAAACCAGAAUAAAUUACCCGUUCUGCUGCAGUAAAUUGACAUAUUUUCAUUUUUUAAAUGAAUGUUUUGUGUCGAGGUUUGUUUCGGCUUUUAAAAAAAUGUCCGUCAUCGUCAGACUCCUGUCGUCCCAUCUGGAAAAUCUGAAACGGGAGCUUUUAAUCUACCAAGACCAGGUUCGUUUAUCUGGACCGUAGAGCCGUUCUGUGUGGGGAAAAACCCAGUGUCACAGUCCGUCUAUAGAGGAAAACUCCACACAUGCAUCAUGUUGUGAAAUCCUGUGGAGCUUCGCUAACCUGUCCAGUUUUUCUGUGGUUCGUCAGAACGUCUGCUUGCUGCUGUAUGAAUGAAUGUUGUUCCACUUUCAAGGUUCUCCAUGAUGGGAACGUUGUUCUCUCUUAACGCACAAUCUAGUAACCGGGUGCCUGUUCUCUCUUGAAUUUCAUUCGCUGCCAGUAGAAAGUCUGGAAAAAUAAGUGUGGGUGAAGGAGGAGGCCAGACGUGACCUCGAUGUUUAACCAAAUAUCUUUUCAAAUAUAAUCCCUGAAGAUAUUCAAUUAAUAUUGUCGUCAUUUAUUUCCUUGAUUCUGCAGUCUGAUGCAUGGACAUCAGGGUGAACCUUUCGCUUAAAUUUCACAGGAAAUCUGUAAAUUCACAACAGGCAAAUGUUAGUACUGAUUGUAGUUGAUUUAAUUUGUCUUUCAAUCCUAAUUUGGUGAAGGUGAGCAUUGAUACUUUUGACUAAAUAACUCCUUAAAUGCUUAAAUAACUAACUUGUAAUGUGUCAUCAUAAAUUGUCUUAUAAAAUUUUCAAGCUUACAGGUUGAAAUGAUUUACCAGGUUUAAUUUUCCAGUCUUUUUCAUAGAAAGUUGCUCUUUUCAAAUGCAUAUGACUGAUAACUCGGCUUUAUUUACCCUCUGAAUAUUGUGAAACAUUUGUCUUUAACAGUGAAACAAGGCAAGGCCUUGCUGUUUGGUGUGAGACAAUUAAUCAAAAUGGCAGCCAACAUGAUGGCAUUAUCUCCUGGUUGAACUCAGUUGUAAUCUGUAUGACCAAGCUGCUACUGUUGAAAUGUCUUCUAAACAUGUCUUUUAAUAUGGAAGGAUGCGCUUUCGUAGUCAUGAUUGCCAUCAGUUGAUUAUUUUGUAAAAUUAAUCUGCUGGUUUUGUAUCUUACAGAGUUGAAAUAAAGUGAUAUUUACAAAUAUAAAUAAUAAAGAUGUGGAAUUAUUGA
Messenger RNA from Gambusia affinis (western mosquitofish), 4935 nucleotides. RefSeq names its product aconitate hydratase, mitochondrial-like. The transcript has 18 exons. The record is from RefSeq and is a predicted model, not a curated record. The coding region runs from base 189 to 2429 and encodes 746 amino acids. Gene Ontology annotation, cellular component: mitochondrion; cytosol. NCBI's taxonomy places the organism in Eukaryota, Metazoa, Chordata, Actinopteri, Cyprinodontiformes, Poeciliidae. Gene Ontology annotation, molecular function: 4 iron, 4 sulfur cluster binding; aconitate hydratase activity. Gene Ontology annotation, biological process: tricarboxylic acid cycle.